Molecule: messenger RNA, 1379 nt
Organism: Bicyclus anynana (squinting bush brown)
Lineage: Eukaryota; Metazoa; Arthropoda; Insecta; Lepidoptera; Nymphalidae
Gene: Manf
Product: mesencephalic astrocyte-derived neurotrophic factor homolog
Exons: 2
Coding region: 146-667 (173 amino acids)
Biological process (GO): neuron projection development; dopaminergic neuron differentiation
Cellular component (GO): endoplasmic reticulum
Source: RefSeq, a predicted model, not a curated record
CCAAGUAACUCGCUGUCAACGUCAUGGAUGACUAUUAAUGUAUGGCCGAGAAUUUAAGUCCGUUUAAUUUUUACUAUUACUUUAUUUCACUUCGCGCUUUACCAAAGUUGUGUUUAGUAUUUUGCUCAAUAUAAACUACUUUAAAAUGCAUAAAUUCAGUGUGUUUUAUUUAUUACUUCUGGCGGCAGUGCUGCAUAUAACCAGCGCACUCAGAGAAGGCGACUGUGAAGUGUGUAUAAAAACAGUAGAGAAAUUCGCAGCCACGUUAUCUGAUGACGUUAAAAAGGACACAAAACGGAUCGAAGCCGAGUUCAAAAAGUUCUGUAAAGGUUCAAAGAAUAAAGAGAACCGCUUCUGUUACUAUCUAGGCGGGCUAGAAGAGUCUGCGACCGGCAUCCUGAGUGAACUGUCCAAGCCGCUCAGUUGGUCUAUGCCGGCUGACAAAAUCUGUGAGAAACUGAAAAAGAAAGACGCACAAAUUUGUGAUCUUCGCUUCGACAAACAAAUUGAUUUAAACAAUGUCGAUUUAAAAAAACUAAAGGUCCGCGAUCUGAAGAAGAUCUUGAACGACUGGGACGAAGUGUGCGACGGCUGCAUCGAGAAGACUGACUUCAUCAAGAGGAUAGAAGAGUUGAAGCCCAAGUAUAUGGGUCGAUCUGAUUUGUAAUAGGAUAUGCUAACUCUUAGAGUAAUUCAUAAACAAUUGUGUAAAAGUGGACACACACUGAGUGGGGGUCGACGGAGAAAGUUCACUGCAACUAAUAAAUAAAUUAUUGUGUUUGGUAUGAUUCAGCGAUUGUUGUGUUGUAUGGUGUAUGCAUUUACAGCAGAAUAAACAAUUACUGUGAUGAAGUAAAUAAUAUUUUUAAAUGCAAUUGUUUAAUUUAACCCAGUUAAUGUUUAUAUCAAACAAAUUUUAAUUGAUGAUUAAUAUUUUAGUAGUGUAAACUUGUGUUUUUGUAAAAUGUGAGACAUUUGGUAUGAUACUUGAUAGCAAUACAUGUCAUUGUUAAUUUAGAAAUAUUUAGUAAAUUUCUUUCCUUAAUAAUUUAAAUAGCCAAUAUCUCAGUGCAAAAUUAUAUUAUUAUAUUACUAUUUCAAUACAUAUAUUUAAUAUUUGAUACAUUGCUUUUAGACCACAAAGCCUUGAAACAGUCUUUGUUGCCUUUUGAUACCUAAAACUUGGCCUUAAUUUAAUUCUGUUGGAUCUUAAAAUGAAAACGUAAUAAUUUUUAACCAGCACUAGGCUGCCAGGCCAUGUCAGCAAUUUAGACCUUUGAUACCAAGCAAUAAGACUGCCUUUUGUAUGUCUACAAUGUUAUGUAUUUGUAAUAAUACUUGUGGUGUACCUACAAUAAAUUAAGUAUUGUAAAAAUAAA